AUGCCAGAUGACAUCUCGCCCUUCACCAUCAACGUACCAGACGCAGCCAUUGACCAGCUCAAGGCCAAGCUCGCAGCCGCGUCCUUUGCCGAUCGCGUCGAGUUCUCGGAUGAUUGGAACUACGGAUCGCCGCUGAGCGAUGUGAAUCGCCUCGCUGAGCGGUGGGCAACCGGCUUCGACUGGCGACAGCAGGAAGCUAUCCUGAACCGGCUGCCUCAAUUUACAACCCGGAUUGAGGUGGACGGUUUCGGGGAGCUCAACAUUCAUUUCCUCCAUCAGCGUAGCAGCAAUGCAAACAGCAUCCCGCUUUUAUUUGUACACGGAUGGCCCGGUAGCUUUCUAGAAGUCGUCAAACUCCUGCCUCUCCUCACCAACCCAGAAAGCAACCCGUCUUUCCACAUAGUCGCUCCGUCUCUACCCAAUUUCGGCUUCUCAGAUGUCGUCAAAAAGUCGGGCUUCAGCACCACGCAAUAUGCAGAAACCGUACACAAGCUGAUGAUCAAGCUGGGGUACACCGAGUAUGUCACGCAAGGCGGCGACUGGGGAUUCAUGAUCACCCGUCUCGUCGGCGCCCGAUACCCCGACCACUGCCUCGCUUCGCACGUCAACUUCGUGCGCAUGCACCAUCCCCCGACCUUCUCCCAAUCGCCCCUCCUCUACCUCCGCAACCUGCUCACGCCGUACACCGCCGCCGACCGCGCCGGCCUCGCCCGCUCCGCCUGGUUCCGCGACGAGGGCUUCGGCUACAACGCCGCGCAGAGCACCAAGCCCGCCACGCUCGGCUUCGCCCUCGCCGACUCGCCCGUCGCGCUGCUCGCCUGGAUCUACGAGAAGCUGCGCGACUGGACCGACGGCUACGCCUGGGACGACGACGAGGCGCUGACCUGGGUCUCGCUGUACCGCUUCUCCAGGGCCGGGCCCGCGGCGAGCGUCCGCAUCUACUACGAGACGAGGCACGCGGCGGAGGACGAGUACGCGCAGGGGCUGAGGUACGUCCCGCGGGUGAGGCUGGGCGUGUCGCUGUUCCCGAGGGAUGUGGUGGUGCCCCCGGAGAGGUGGGCGGGCAGCCUGGGGCCGUUGGUGUUCGCGGCGGUGCAUGACGGCGGCGGGCACUUUGCGGCGCAUGAGCGGCCGGAGCAGCUCGCGGCGGACUUGCGAGCCAUGUUUGGGGAUGGCGGCGGCGCCCACGAUGUUGCCAAGAUGUUCAAUUCCUCGCUGUAG
Molecule: messenger RNA, 1221 nt
Organism: Cordyceps fumosorosea ARSEF 2679
Lineage: Eukaryota; Fungi; Ascomycota; Sordariomycetes; Hypocreales; Cordycipitaceae
Product: epoxide hydrolase 1
Exons: 3
Coding region: 1-1221 (406 amino acids)
Biological process (GO): epoxide metabolic process
Molecular function (GO): epoxide hydrolase activity
Source: RefSeq, a predicted model, not a curated record